CAGGCUCAGGUCGGUUCCUGCGUGGGAGGCGACGUGUCACGGCGGCGGCACCUGCUCGUGGCAGGGCGGAAGCACCCAGGAGAUGGAGGAACCUCCACGAUUCUUCAGCGAUAUUUUUGCAGAGAACCACGCCGAUCUGUCAUGGGUUCUCGACGGGUAAUAUUCUUGCCAUUUUCCCCUAGAGUUAAGGUAAUUGUAGGCUUGAUUUUGCAAAGGAAAUCAUACCCUAGUUCGUCCUGUUCAUAUUUGUGCCCCCUGUAUGUGUAGGAUGGAUCCUAAUUCGUCCUACAGGCUUGCUGUUCGAGUAGGCGCUUAUGUCAAAUUAACUGAUGAUGAUGGUCGUGAAUAUUGUAAGGCAUGCAACAUUCAAAAGAUUUUAGACAGGGAUAGCACAAACUGGAAUGAUUUGCUUCUUGAAAUUGCUACAGAAAUUAAGUUAGGCUCAAAACAAAAGUUGCGUGUCACCUAUUGGGAUAAUAUUAGUCGUAGCUAUGAAGAGAUUGCUUCUGACCAAAAAUUGCUUCAUGCAAUUGACAUGUAUUGGGAUAUAAGGAGGCUUUCAGUGCAAGUGCGUGUUAUAGGGAAAGACGAUAAGGAUCACAUACGUGAUAUUGGCCGGCUGGAGAGCAUGCCUUGUGUUUUGCAGGGAAGUAGUGAUGCCCCAGCCAACCAAACUAUUGCACAACCUUCACUUGAAACUGACUCAUCUCUUGUAGAGCCACCAGUUCAUCAAAUUACGGAAGUGGCUUGGGUGGAUGAUGACCUAGAGUACGUUGGUCUGAAUGAUGAGGAUCUAAUUUCUGAUUCAUCGGAGUUUGAACCAGAUAGUGAUGUAGACUAUGCUGGUUCAGAGGAUGAAUUAGUUGUUGAGGAUGCAUUGGGUUGUGAGACAAUUAUCCAUGUAACUGACUUGGAGAAUCCGAAAAUAGAAGUUGGUGUAACUUUUGGGAAUGGUGAUACUUUCAAGAAAGCUAUUAGGCAAUAUGCAAUAAAAGGUGAAUAUGAAAUUGCAGCUCCAUAUUCUGAGGCAACAAGGUAUAGAGGCUAUUGCAAAGCUGAACAGUGCAAGUGGCGUAUACAUGCUUCACAAUUGCAGGAUGGAAGGACUUGGGAGAUAAAGAAGAUGCCUUUUGAACACACUUGUCAAAGCACAGGGAAAGUUGAGAAGAACUGCAUGGCAACAAAUCAUUGGGUCAAGGAUCGAGUUCUAGAUUGGCUUGCAAAGGACAAUAAGAUUGGAGCUAAAGAAUUAAAGAAAAGGCUAGAGGAGCAGUAUCAUCUGAAAUUGUCAUACUGGGUAGUUUGGGAUGGAAGAAAGAAGGCUUUGGAGCAACUCAAAGGGAAGUGGGAUGAUAGUUUUGAGUGUAUUUUCAGUUUCAAGACAGAGGUGGAGAAGACCAAUCCAGGCAGUUUGGUAGACAUUGAAUAUGAGAAAGUUGGGAAGAAAAUGAGGUUUAUUAGAAUGUUUGUUGCGCUAAAGUCAUGUGUGGAUGGAUUUUUAAAUGGUUGCAGGCCUUUCCUUGGUGUGGACUCUACUCAUUUGACUGGGAAAUGGAAGGGUCAACUUGCAUCUGCUACUGCUAUUGAUGGGAACAAUUGGAUGUUUCCAGUGUGUCAUGGUGUGUUUGGAUCAGAGACAACUGACAAUUGGGAAUGGUUUUUUAGUAGGCUUCAUCAAGCAAUUGGAUCACCUCCAGGCCUAGUGAUCUCAACUGAUGCAGGCAAAGGAAUUGAUUCAGCUGUUACUAAAGUGUUCAAAAAUGGGGUUGAGCAUAGAGAGUGCAUGAGACACUUAGUUGCAAACUUCCAAAAGCGAUUUCGAGGUGAAGUCUUUGAGAAGCACUUGUGGCCAGCAUGUAGAGCUUAUCAAAAACACAGGUUUGAAGAGCACUACAAUCUAAUGUAUGAAGCAUGUCCUGAAGCCAUGAAGUGGAUACAUAAUACUCAUAAGCACCUGUGGACACGACACUUGUUCUCUGAAGCAAGCAAGUGUGACUAUGUCACAAAUAACAUAGCUGAAACAUUCAACAGCUGGGUUAGACAUGAGAAAUCCCUUCAUGUAGUUGAUCUUAUGGAUAGGAUAAGACAGAUGGAAAUGGAAAAAAUGUUCUUGAGAAGAAAAAUUGCAAAAAAGCUUGAAGGAAAGAUCCUACCUAAUGUCAUGAAGGAACUCAAUACAAGAAGCAGGGGGCUCAGAUAUGUGUGGAGGUAUUCACACAAAGAUGGUGGUACUGGUACUGAAAUUUUAGGUGAAGUUGAAGGUGUUACAAGGGAUCUAGUUCAUUGGAGGCAUACUGUUGAUCUUAAAGAGAGGACAUGCACAUGUAGGCGCUGGCAAGUUACUGGUCUUCCAUGUACACACGCCCUAUGUAUUAUCACCUCACUUCGGGGUCAUAAUAUAGAAGACUAUGUUCAUGAGUACUAUUCUGUGGCAAAGUUCAAGAAAGCCUAUGAAAAGUCUGUAAAACCAAUGACAGAUAGGAAUCAAUGGCCUAAGAUGGACCCUGGAUUCAAAUUGUGGCCCCCAAUUUUGAAAAGGGCAGCCGGUAGACCAAGGGAGAGAAGGUACAAAUCAGUUGCAGAAGGUGGCACUAGAAAGAGAUCCACAAGAUGCAAAAGGUGCAAACAGCUUGGCCACAUGGAAAAAACAUGCAAUGAAUAUGUUUAUGAAUCUGAUGCACCACCACCUGCCCCUCCAAAGCCAAAAAGAAAGAGAGCCAAGAAAAAUGUCACAGUGGUGCCAUCUAGUAGUGCUACUAAUCCAAUACAAGAACAACCUUCACUCGAUGAACCAUUUGCUACGCCAACAAGAACUAUCACUUCUGUUUCUACACCAAGCCCUAUGACAAGAAGUAUGUCAAGGAGGUUGCUGCAACAAAAUCCAUCUACACCAACCAGAGCUAUCACUCCUGUGCAAACACCUAGCCCUAUGACAAGGAGGUUGCUGGAAUUUGAAGCCUCCAUAGAGCCUGUUACCUGUGCAGCACUAUCUCCUGUAGGCUUCUUGGAGAAGGGAAAGGCAAAGAAGUUGAAGGUUGUCAGGUCUAAGAAAGAGUAGAGAGUGUCAGAUCAGUACCAUGUAUAGUUUUGGUAGCAUCAAGAUGCCAGAUGUGGCUUGAAUCUAUGAUUUCCUUUUGUUGAACCUGUUGAAGGACAGGGGUAUAUAUGUCUUUUAUAAAUGUAUUGAUACCUGUUUGAUGAGAAUAUGUUAUAAUA
Zea mays is the source of this 3216-nucleotide messenger RNA. RefSeq lists its product as uncharacterized. The transcript is spliced from 5 exons. Lineage: Eukaryota; Viridiplantae; Streptophyta; Magnoliopsida; Poales; Poaceae. The coding region runs from base 260 to 3058 and encodes 932 amino acids. Gene Ontology annotation, molecular function: zinc ion binding. The record is from RefSeq and is a predicted model, not a curated record.